Molecule: messenger RNA, 1529 nt
Organism: Suillus subaureus
Lineage: Eukaryota; Fungi; Basidiomycota; Agaricomycetes; Boletales; Suillaceae
Exons: 1
Coding region: 165-1211 (348 amino acids)
Source: RefSeq, a predicted model, not a curated record
ACGCCUACGUGAUAACUUCAGGGCGCGUUGUAAAGAGGAAGCGGUGUAUGUGAAGUAUGGGAAGGCCAUGGCCCAUCUUUGCAGCCAGUCGGUGAAAAUCGAUCCAAACUUUCUUACCAAAUUUGGCUGGGAUUUUUGGGGAGGCAGGAGUCGGUUCAUUCGCGAUGCAUUCAUGGCUGGCAGUGACGCCUACCGUCGGACUGACACAAGAAUACGACGCUGUACAUCAGGCUAAUGUACGUACUGCUCUGAGAACAUUAGUCGUUCACGGACUGGACCAUAGUCUUUCACUUCCGGAUAGCGACGAACUGAUUUGGAACGGUGAUCUACGGUGGCGUCACGGUAACGGGGAUAGGCCCCGCCGUGAAGAAUUCGACUGGCUCGUUGAUUACCUGGUGGAUAAAGCAAAGGACGACCAUGAAACGGAAGGUGAUAUUUUGCUUGCACUGAGCGCCAUGCAGGGACUAGGGAGCUCUGCUAAGCAACCUUCCUUUAUUGAUGCGCUCAUCCGUUGUAUGGGCAACGACAAACCUUCCCGAGUCCGGCAUGCCGCGCUGAGACUUGUGUCUGAUGCUCGAGGGGAACUCGCUGCUAUCACAGAUGACUUGAUGCCACAGGGUGUCGACGCAAAUCUCCUGGAUUCGCUUUCUCGCGCUCUUUUGACUGCCGUAUGUCCACAGCCGUACCAGGCAAUUCAUUCCGACGCCUCUUUCCAUGAGGACCGAGACCGUCGCUACAUCAACCUUAUCUUUUCCCUGACAAAGACUGACGAAUGGUGUCGACGUCAGACCCGUCAGACCCUUCAUGGCCAUCUAAAGCGAUGUAUUGACCUAGUUGAUGAAAUCAAUAGAAGGGAGAGUUGGUUUCUCGGAUUCUACCUGCCUGCAAUCAUUGGGCGCGUCAAUCCUAUAUGCGAGGAUCUCGCUCUCAAUCCUGCCCAGGCGACGUCACUCAGGCGAUUAAUCAAGGAAACGUGGCGCGCCCACAUUUAUGAGAACGAUGACGACUACGUUGACGCAAUACCAGCCCUCGUGGCAGCGACGAAGUUGAAUUUACCACUAGGGGAGUGGCUUGCAGAGGAGGUGCGUGGGGCGUUGGAGUACUUUCAGGAGCAAGCAACCCUUGUGAAGAAUGGUGUAGCUCGAGCUGCGGUCAACGCUGCACUAUGCUCUCUGGAGGUCUUUCACAAAGAACUGCAGUCUGCGUUAUAGGCUCGACCACAGGAACUCGUUGUAAAGGGACAGCGGAUCCUGGCCAAGUAUGCACUGGGUUUAUGCAUUUUAUCCGCUAUCAGCUUACUCCAUUCUCUUUCCUUUGUCCGCCGUAAGCAGGGUGCCGAACCGAGCGAGACAUACUCUGCAUACUCUUCGAAGUCGAACAAUGCGAAUUCCUACCCUUCAUUUACUUAUCAUACUAGUCAUCGUAGUAGCUCGUCAUAUACGUUCUUUUAUUCCCUCCCACCUACCGCCACAUUCGUUAAUUUGCACCACUGGCUAAUUCCUGAAUUUCUAGUGCCAAAUCGCUGUUUG